Messenger RNA from Xenopus tropicalis (tropical clawed frog), 986 nucleotides. RefSeq names its product neurotensin (gene nts). Gene Ontology annotation, molecular function: neuropeptide hormone activity. The coding region runs from base 392 to 892 and encodes 166 amino acids. The transcript has 4 exons. The record is from RefSeq and is a predicted model, not a curated record. Gene Ontology annotation, cellular component: extracellular region; transport vesicle. NCBI's taxonomy places the organism in Eukaryota, Metazoa, Chordata, Amphibia, Anura, Pipidae.
CACACACACCCAUCUGCCCUACUCAUAUGGAACCAGUCUCAAACACACACUUUUGUCUCUCUGUCUCUCUGUCUCUCUCUCUCACAUACACACACACAAAUGCACACGCACACUGUGGACGCACAUGUGGUCCGAUGCAAUUAGCAGCAUGCGUCAGUUUGUGAGAGCAAGGGGGAUUCUAUUGGGAUGUGCAGCAGGGGGUGGAAGGGGAGGGCUGGGGAGUUCAGAGAGGCCUGUGACAUCAUCUCAUGGCUUAUAUAGUUAGGGAAUGGUCCAGAUCCUCUCAUGUUCCUGAGGCACACUGAACUCUACAUAUCACUCAAGGCAGAGCUGUUCCCAACAACUUUUAUUUUUACAAAUAUAUGGACUUGGCUUGGUAAAAUACCUGGAAAUGGCAGGGACAAGAUUUCAGCUGGUGUGUUUGAUGCUUCUUGCCUUCACCUGCACUGGGAUGUGCACAGAUACAGAAGAGGAAAUGAAAGCUCUAGAAACAGAUGUUCUGAGCAAUAUAUACUCAUCUAAGGUGAAUAAAGCAAGACUCUCAUAUUGGAAAAUGACUCUGCUAAAUGUGUGUGGUAUAAUAAACAAUUUAAAUAACCAAGCCGAGGAACCAGAAGAAACUGGUGAAGAAGAGCUUCUCUUAAGAAAACAAUACCCUAUGGAUGGUUUCAGUUUGGAAGCAAUGCUGACAAUAGUCCAGCUUCAGAAAAUUUGCCAAAGCAGAGUCUUGCAGCACUGGGAGUUAAUGCAACAAGAUUACUUAGAUACUAACAGCCCAAACAGUGAAAAGGAGGAACUUAUAAAGAGGAAAACACCUUAUAUUUUUAAAAGACAAACAUAUGUAAGCAAAGCAAGAAGACCCUACAUACUUAAAAGAGAAGCUUAUUACUGAAAUAUUUGACAUGAAAAUGGUGUAUGUAAUUUAUAAGUAAAUGUGAUUUAUGGUUAUUUUGUUUACAAUUAAAAAUAUAUUUGUGUGAUUAAUA